AUGGAAGAAAAUUAUGCAAAACUUGAAAAACUUGGUGAAGGUACAUAUGGUGUGGUUUACAAGGCACGAGAUAAGACAACUGGAAACAUUGUAGCAAUCAAGAAGAUUCGUUUGGAAACAGAAGAAGGAAUUCCACCCACUUCAAUAAGAGAAAUAUCUUUACUAAAAGAAGCUACCAGAAAUGAAAAUAUUGUGAAACUUUUGGAUAUCGUUAGUCAAGAAAACAAAUUAUAUCUCGUAUUUGAAUUCUUGACGAUGGAUUUGAAAAAGUUUAUUAAAGCUAUUCCAAAAAAACAUACAAUGGACCCAUUGAUUAUAAAACUUGUCGAUGGAACUAUGUUCUUACAUAUGCAUCGUAUUUUUCAUCGUGAUUUGAAACCUCAGAAUUUAUUAAUUGAUACAGGAGGAGAUCUUAAAGUGGUAACUUUAUGGUACAGGGCACCAGAAAUUUUACUUGGAUCGCGUCAAUAUGCCUUUGCAAUUGACAUGUGGAGUAUUGGAUGUAUUUUUGCAGAAAUGGCUAACCAAAAAACAUUAUUUCCAGGAACACCAAAUGAAGAAAUGUGGCCGGGAAUUAGUUAUCUUCCAGAUUAUAAGCCUUGUUUUCCACAAUGGAAACCACAGAAACUCGAUCAAUAUGCUCCAACAUUAGAUUCAUUAGGUAUUGAUUUACUUCAGAAAUUGCUUACAUAUGAUACUGUUCGUCGGAUUUCUGCCAGACGUGCUAUUUUACAUCCAUAUUUUAAUGAUUGUAAAUCUGCGGGCAGUGCUAGAUUGUAA
Molecule: messenger RNA, 780 nt
Organism: Diversispora eburnea
Lineage: Eukaryota; Fungi; Glomeromycota; Glomeromycetes; Diversisporales; Diversisporaceae
Source: the annotation of a GenBank genome assembly